AUGACGGGAACCAAUCCCACCAGAGGGAAGCUAGAACAUGAUGCAAUCGCAAUCGUCGGUUUAUCAUGUCGGCUGCCCGGCGAGGCGUCAAAUCCCGAAAAGUUUUGGGAGUUAAUGGUCAACGCUCGAUCCGCCUACUCAGAGACUUCCAAGCGAUGGAACACCUCCGGGUUUCAUGAUGCAGCCGACGACCGCCCCAACGCUUGCGUGGCUCAGGGUGGCCAUUUCCUCGAUCAAGACCCUUCGGCGUUUGAUGCUACCUUCUUUCAUAUCAGCCAGCAAGAGGCGGCGGCGAUGGACCCCCAGCAAAGGCUCAUGCUCGAACUUAGCUACGAGGCUUUCGAAAAUGCUGGAAUCAAGAUGGACCAUUUAUCUGGGAGUUCAACCGGCUGUUACGUCGGUGUUAUGGGCACCGACUGGAGGGAAAGCUUUUCUCGAGACCCCGAGGCCGUCCCCAAGUAUGCAUACACAGGCUCCGGUACCGAGUUCGUAUCAAGCCGUGUCUCAUGGUUUUACAACCUCACUGGCCCGUGUAUGACUAUCAACACAGCUUGUUCGUCCAGCCUGGUGGCCCUGCAUCUGGCGUGUCAAAGUCUCCGCACCGGCGAGUGCGAGUCUGCACUCGUGGGCGGAGUCAAUUUGAUGAUCAACCCGGAUCUUUCUUGUCACCUGUCCGGGCAGAAGUUCCUAGCCGGUGAUGGAAGGUGCAAGACUUUUGACGCGACAGCUGAUGGAUACGGGAGAGGCGAGGGAUGCGCCGCGUUGGUUCUCAAGCGUGCCAGUGAUGCAAUCCGUGACGGCUGCUCGAUUCGGGCAAUCGUUCGAGCCACUGGUGUGAACCAGGACGGGAAGACCAAGUCGAUAACACUCCCGAGUCAGGAUGCACAGGCGUCGUUGAUUCGGUCAACAUAUAAGCUUGCUGGGCUGGAACCCGGGGAGGCGUCCUACUUUGAGACCCAUGGAACGGGCACGAAAGCUGGCGACCCUCUUGAACUAGGUGCAGUCUAUGCGACAAUGGGAAUUCUGCGACAAGAAGGAGAUCCCCUCUACCUCGGUGCCGUGAAACCUAACAUCGGACAUGGGGAGGCCGUGGCGGGUCUGUCGGCAGUCAUUAAGUGCGUUUUAAUGUUGGAGAAGGAUAUAAUACCACCGACCAUCGCCUUCAGCAAGUUAAAUCCGGCAAUUCCGUUUCAGAAAUGGCGGCUAGAAGUCCCUCGAACCUCGCGGCCAUGGCCAUCGACCAAAGCGACGCGGGUUCUGAGUGUCAAUGGGUUCGGUGCUGGAGGUACCAAUGCCCACAUAAUCCUGGAGAGUAUUGAGAGCUAUCUCAGGCGACCCGGCUUGAAGAAUGUGUGUUCCCAGGAUUUUAAUGGAAACCACAUACUGACACAAUCCGGACACUCCGUAUACUCUCUGAGCCGGCCACAUCUCUUCAUGGUAGCAUCACAGGAUAAGGAAGGCAUCCAACGACAGAAGGAACUUCUUCGCCAACAUGUCCAAAACCUUCCAGAGGAACUUGGAAAGGACGAGAGCUACCUGAGUCGCCUGGCCUUUACCCUGAACCACCAUCGAUCCCAACUAACCUGGAUGUCAUACGCUAUUGGCACGUCGACAGAGCAACUGGCGGAAUCUCUCCAAGACCCAAAAUGCCUAUCAUUCCGGCCUAACCGCAGCCAACGUCCAAGGAUAGGAUUCGUGUUCACUGGGCAAGGUGCACAAUGGGCGAGGAUGGGAGCGGAGCUGCUGAUGUACGACGUGUUUUCCAACAGCAUUAAGGCCGCCGACCGCUACUUCACCCAGGAGCUGGGGUGUCCGUGGUCCGCACUGAAGGAGCUGCUCUGCCAGGGGAGCUCAUCCAACAUCAACGACCCCGUCUAUGCGCAACCACUCGCCACCGUGUUACAAGUAGCUCUGGUAGAACUACUGGCUUCAUGGAACAUCACACCGUCCUCGAUAGUUGGGCAUUCAAGUGGAGAGAUUGCCGGGGCCUUUUGCGCUGGUGCCAUAUCGAGAGAAGACGCUUGGAAGAUUGCAUAUUCAAAGGGCGAGGUACUCAAAAACCUGACCGGGCCUCCUGGCGCCAUGAUGGCGGUGAGCCUGUCGGAAGAAGAGGCCCAGGCCUACAUUGACAAGGCUGCGUCAAAGGGGCGGGUAGCUGCAGCCUGCAUUAACUCGCCAUCAAGCGUCACGCUCUCAGGAGAUACUGCGGCCAUCAAUGAGAUCCAGGAGCAACUCAAGGCGGAGGGUCUGUUCCAGCGACGGUUGUUGGUUGGAUUCGCCUACCACUCUCAUCAUAUGGAAUUAAUUGCCGGGGAGUUUUACCAAGGCAUUGAGGACAUCCAAAUCGUUUCUGGGGGUGAUGCCACCACAAUCCCCAUGUAUUCCAGCCUCACGGGAGAACUUGCGGAUCCAAGUCACCUAGCCAGCCCGGAUUACUGGGUCGCAAAUGUCGUUUCACCCGUGCGCUUCUCACAAGCUGCGAGCAAACUGGCGAAUGUUGGAGUGGAUAUCCUCCUCGAGGUCGGUCCCCAUUGCGCUCUGAAGAGCCCGAUUGCGCAAAUCUUGAAGUCUUGUGGGCUGAGCGAUAUCGAUUACCGGUCGGUUCUGUAUCGCGGAAUGGACGCCGCCGAUAGCGCCUUGCAGUGCGCUGGUUCACUUGUUGCCCAGUCAGUUCCUGUCAAUAUUGAGGCACUCAACGGCAACCAAAGAACACUCACAGCCGGGUUCCGUCGCCCUAUCACCAACCUGCACCCGUACGCCUGGAACCACACACGAACCUACUGGGCUGAGCCACCCUUGAACCGCGAUCAUCGCCUGAGAAGUCAGCCACGACGUGAUCUGAUAGGGGCACCUGUUUCUCCUUUGUCUGCAUCCGAGAGGGUAUGGAGGGGUUUUCUGCGCAUCAGCGACGAGCCUUGGAUUGAGCACCACCGAGUCCAGUCGGCCAUUAUUUACCCAGCCGCUGGGUUCCUUGCCAUGGCUAUCGAGGGCGCGCGGCAGCUUGCUGACCCUGGCCUUACGGUCAAGCAGUUUAGAAUCCGAGAUUUUGAGCUUAAGAAUGCCGGUCUGAUUCCUGAGAAUGAUGAGCUGGAGACCACGCUCACAAUGAAACCAAAGGCGAGCGACGCACUGCUCGGCGCCACGGGCUGGCUCCAUUUCUCCGUCUCGUCUCGAAGGGCCGACCAGGACUUUCGCCAGAAUUGCCACGGCCUCGUCAAGAUCGAAUACGGCAAGCCAGGCUCAGUAGCCGUUCCCAGAGUUACGGACGCACAGCAGGGCCACUUUGAGCGAGAAUUCAGACGGAUAGAGCAACAAUGCAGCGAAGUGCAGGACGAGCAGUAUCUUUAUAAGGAUUUACACGGGAAGGGACUUAACUUUGGUCCCAAAUUCAGAACUUUGUCCGAGAUUCGAAGAGGGAAGGAUGUGUCCUUGUGCACCAUCACAAUUCCUACAUCGGGCUCAAAUUUCACAUCGAAGGCUCCUGAAGAAAGGCCUCAUAUCGUCCAUCCCGUGGCCCUAGACGGGCUGGUCCAAUGCUUUUUCGCUGCCACCAUUGGCAGGAAUGGAAGUCUCAAGGCUGGCAUGGUCCCGCGACGGAUGAACGAGGUCACAGUCGACGCCAAGCUUCCAUAUCAAGCGGGGACGCGGUUCCGCGCGUGCGCUGCCGCAUACAGACACGGGUUACAACAAAUGCGCUCUGAUGCUGUGGCGCUCAAUGAGGCUACAGAGGAGCCCGUGAUGACGAUUCAGGGCCUUUACUGGACACCCAUCCAGGAUCUCGCGGCUGCGCCGGCAAGGAAGAGUCUUUGCUACAAUAUGUCAUGGCAGCCUCUGUUUCCAGUCGAGCCAUCGCUUGGAGACUCCGAUGGCACCAAUAACGUGGUUGUCAACGGGGCUAUUCGUUCUGCACCCAAUGGUACCGUCCUGAAGGGACCGCCACAUGGGAAUGGCCGAGACAUUUUUCUCAUCGGACCUGAGGACCUGGAGCCGGCCUCGGAGCAUUUCAUAACCAACCUAUCAGGCCAUCUGAGCAAGAAUUUCGGUUGCCGCGUGCAGAGACUCACUUUUGGGCGGGUCCCUUGUACCAGUGACCUCAGGAACAAGCGAUGCAUCUUCCUAGAGCUUAGCAAGCCUUUCCUUGAAACACCAGACUCAAGUGAGUUUGCGGCGCUCAAGCGAUACAUUCUAGACUCUUUGGACAUCCACUGGAUUACGGUCCAUGACGGGCCAGGAGCCGGGCUCGUCACUGGGUUUGCGAGAACCCUCCGGAACGAGAUGCCCGAUCUGACGUUCCGAGCCCUGAAUUGUACCGAGGACACGGUGUCUGACACAACAGAGGCAGCCUUGAACAUCAUAUCCCAAUUCGUAACCGAGCAGGAUCCCAGCGAAGAUGAGCAUGCCGAUAGUGAGUUUCGACUUCGAGGGGGGAGGCUCGAGGUAUGUCGGGUCCGGGAGUCUGUGGAACUUAACGACGAGAUUCACGACAUGGCGAGCGGCAGGGUCGCGCCGGUCGCAAUCAAGGAUGUCACUACCGAUCUGAUGCUUGGCCCCCAGGCCAUCGGAAGUCUAGAUGGACUCCGCUUCGAGGCAGUUCGUGAGUCAGGGGUCGCGUUGGCCGAUGACGAGGUUGAGAUCGAGGUUAAAGCCACGGGUCUGAAUUUCCGAGACGUCUUGACAGUCAUUGGCGAGAUUCCAGACGACCACGUUGGACGGGAGGCAGCAGGUGUGGUGCUGCGCAAGGGCGCCACAGUGGCAAGAUUUAAGCUGGGCGAUCGCGUAUGCUGUCUUGCGCCCGGCGCGCACAGGACGCGUCUCCGAGUCAGCGAGAAACUAUGCCAGGACAUGGGCCAGAUGUCCCAUCAGGAUGCUGCUUCGCUACCCCUCGUGUUCUGUACCGCAUACCACGCCCUGGUCAAUCUCGCACGCCUGCGGCCAGGGCAGUCGGUCCUCAUUCAUGCCGCGGCCGGCGGCGUGGGCCAGGCGGCCCUGCAGGUCGCACGACACCUCCAACUUGAGAUCUUUGCCACCGUGGGAUCGGCCGAGAAGCGGGAACUAGUGACGACGCACUACGGAGUUUCUGACGACCACGUCUUCAGCUCCAGAGAUUUGACCUUCCGAGCCGGAGUCAUGGCGGUGACGGGCGGCCGCGGCGUCGACUGCGUGCUGAACUCGCUGGCGGGAGAGGCUCUGGCUGAGAGCUGGCACUGCCUGGCGCCUUUCGGCACCUUUGUUGAGAUCGGCAUGAAGGACAUCCUGAGCAAUAGCGCUCUGGACAUGCGGCCGUUCGGCAACAAUGCCACCUUCUGCUUCUUUAACCUCGAGCUCAUGGAGAGGAUUGCGCCGGACAUGCUUGCGGGCAUCCUCGGCGACGUCUGCGCUCUCAUCCGCCAGGGGUCAUUGAAGCCAGUGACGCCAGUUAUGCGCUAUCCUGUUUCCCAAGUUGAGGGCGCGUUCCGGCUGAUGCAAGCCGGCAAGCACCGGGGCAAGAUCGUGCUGGAUUUCGAGAAGCGUAGCAGCAACGAGACGAUCCCCAUGGCCAAGUCGAUCCACGCCGUGGCCAGACUGUCGCCGGAAGCAACCUAUGUGCUUGUUGGUGGGCUGGGUGGGCUGGGGAGAAGCCUCUCGACUCUUUUGGUAUCGCAGGGUGCCCGAAAUCUCUGUUUCUUGUCAAGGUCGGGGGCUGCAUCACCGGAGGCAAAGUCGUUAGUCGAGCGACUCAAAUCGGGGGCGGUACGGACAAAGGUCAUUAGAUGCAAUGUCGCGGAUGAGGCCGAACUCGAGGCAGCAAUGAAGGAAUGCGCCAGAGACAUGCCCCCUAUCAAGGGCGUGAUCCAGGCCGCAAUGGUGCUGCGAGAUGCCGUCUUCGAGGGAAUGACGCACACCCAGUGGGAGCAGUCCCUUCGUCCCAAGGUCCGAGGCUCGUGGAACCUGCACAAGGUCCUCCCGCAAGACAUUGACUUCUUCGUCAUGCUUAGCUCCUUCAGCGGCAUCUUCGGCAACCGAGGGCAAGCCAACUACGCUGCUGGAUGUACCUUCCAGGACGAGCUCGCACGCUUCCGCCACCGGCAGGGCCUCAAGGCAGCGAGCAUAGAUCUCGGGGCCAUGGCCGAUGUCGGGGUCCUGGCCGAGAAGGGCGCGGCAGGCGACAUCGCGUCUUGGAUCGAGCACUUUGGGAUACGCGAAGAAGAGCUCCACACGAUCCUGGUGCUCUCCAUCGCGAGACAGGCCAGCGGCGACUGGGCCGCUGAGAACCCGCAGCUGGUGACUGGCCUCGCGACAGGGGAAGCUGCAAGCCAGGCUGGCGUGUGGCCCCAGUAUCUGGACGAACCCAAGUUCUCACUGAUCGCGCAGCACAGUGGCCAGCAGGGCGACCGUGCUCUCGCAUCUGCAGACUCGCCUGGUGCUAAAUUGGCGCAGGCCGAGUCGAUGGCUGAAGCAGUCCACAUCGUCGUCUCAGGUAUAACUGCCACACUGUCAAAGUCGCUGCAGAUGCCCAGCGAGGAUGUCGACGUCAGUCGUCCCCUUUAUUUCUACGGCGUCGAUUCACUAGUGGCGAUAGAGAUGAGAAACUGGGUUAUCAAGGAGUUCAAGAGUGAUGUCUCGCUCUUUGAUAUCCUCGCUCAGGUCCCAAUUGCGCAAUUGGCUGAAAGCAUUGCCAAGGGAAGCAAAGCGUUUCGCGGGGAAGCGGGUGAGAUAUCUUGA
Messenger RNA from Diaporthe batatas, 6702 nucleotides. RefSeq lists its product as uncharacterized. Gene Ontology annotation, molecular function: oxidoreductase activity; phosphopantetheine binding; 3-oxoacyl-[acyl-carrier-protein] synthase activity. Lineage: Eukaryota; Fungi; Ascomycota; Sordariomycetes; Diaporthales; Diaporthaceae. The transcript is spliced from 5 exons. Gene Ontology annotation, biological process: secondary metabolite biosynthetic process; fatty acid biosynthetic process. Bases 1 to 6702 code for a protein of 2233 amino acids. The record is from RefSeq and is a predicted model, not a curated record.